AUGCUAGACAUAUCCGAAACCUCAUACAGAGUCUCCAUCACUCUCGACACCCUUGAAUAUGGCGAAGACGAAGCAGAGCAGCCCGUGAUUUGCCUCGAAGUCUCCUACCCCGAAGAAUAUCCCGAUGUUGGCCCUAACCUCAACAUUACUUCCCCGCCCAAUGCCCCGAGACAUCCUCGACUAGACGUCCAGGAGGACCGGGACCAGCUCAUGCAGGCUCUCGAGCCCACUAUCGAGGAAAAUAUGGGCAUGGCCAUGGUAUUCACACUAGUCAGCGCCCUGAAAGAAAGUGCCGAGCUCCUCAUGACCGAGCGGGCAGACGCCAUCCAAGCCGAGAAGGAUCGGGCAGCCGCCGCUCGAGAGGAGGAAGAGAACCGCAAAUUCCACGGCACUGCGGUUACUGUGGAAUCAUUUUUGGAGUGGAGCGCAAAGUUCAAAAAGGAAAUGCAGGAGGAGGAGACACGGUUACGCGAGGAAAAGGAAGCGGAAGACAAAAAGAAGAAGACGGCUAAAGAUGAGAAAAAGCUCACGGGCCGCCAAUUGUGGGAGAAGGGUCUGGCCAAGGGUGACUAUGAUGAGGAAGACGAUGAUGCUAUGCCGGCCGUUGAGAAGCUCAAAGUGGCCGCAUGA
Molecule: messenger RNA, 630 nt
Organism: Penicillium olsonii
Lineage: Eukaryota; Fungi; Ascomycota; Eurotiomycetes; Eurotiales; Aspergillaceae
Source: the annotation of a GenBank genome assembly